UGCAUAAAAACCCCCGGCACUCUACGGUCUGAUGUCCUGUUGCUUCACGAGCAUCUCCAAGCCUCCAGCUCUCCUUCUUUCCACAGCGACAGAGAACAGAACGAGACCAACCAUGAGCCACACAAUGCAUACCUCAACUUCCUACAGACGCACCUUUGGGAGCCCACACCUUAUUUCCAUGUCUUCCUACUCCCCCGUGUCUGCCCGCAUGUCCGUCUCUCCAGGGGGGCGCUAUGUGCGUUCAAUGUCACCCGUGGUUUCAUCCCGCGCCACCACCUACCACCAACAGCGUUCUCGCCCUGGCCCCCAGCCCCCUCGUCUCUCCUACGACAAGGUGGACUUCACUCUGUCUGAGGCCAUCAACCAGGAGUUCCUAACCACCCGCAGCAAUGAGAAGGCCGAGCUGCAAGAGCUCAACGACCGCUUUGCAAGCUUCAUCGAGAAGGUGCGUUACCUGGAGCAGCAGAAUGGUGCGCUGCAACAGGAGGUCAACCAGUUUAAGGGCCAGCAGCAGCACGGUCAGCCCAACCGUGCCUCUGAGCUCUUCCAGGAGGAGUUGAGGGACCUGCGGCGCCAACUGGACUCCACCGGAAAGGAGAGGGACCAGUACCAUCUGGAGAGGGACAACCUGGCUGAGGACCUGGCCAUGCUCAAGCAGAGGUUGGAUGAAGAAACCCAGAAGAGGGCAGAUGCUGAAAAUAACCUGGUUGCAUUCCGCAAGGAUGUAGAUGAUGCCACAUUGUCCCGUCUGGAGCUGGAAAGGAAGAUUGAGUCUCUGAUGGAUGAGAUUGAAUUCCUCAAGAAGAUCCAUGAUGAAGAAAUCCAGGACGUACAAGUGAGUGUCCAGACCCAGCAGCUGAAGAUGGAGGUGGACAGCACCACCAGGCCUGACCUAACUGGUGCUCUGAGGGACAUCAGGGCCCAGUAUGAGACCAUUGCCUUGAAGAACAUGCAGGAAUCUGAGGACUGGUACAAGUCCAAGUUUAAUGAUCUGACUGAGUCUGCAAAGCGCAACACUGAUGCUCUGAGGCAGGCCAAGCAGGAGGCCAACGAGUCCAGGAGGCAGAUUCAAACUCUCAACUGUGAAGUUGAGUCGCUGAAGAACACGAAUGAAGCCCUGCUGAGGCAGAUGCGUGAAAUGGAGGACCAGUUUGGUGUUGAGAUUGGAAACUACCAGGAUAACAUUGGUAGACUGGAGGACGAGAUCCGCCACCUGAAGGAGGAGAUGGCUCGCCAUCUUAGAGAGUACCAGGACCUCCUCAAUGUCAAAAUGGCUCUGGACAUUGAGAUUGCUACCUACCGUAAACUGCUGGAGGGAGAGGAGAGCAGGAUUACUGUUCCCAGCCUCAAUAUUGGGAUGAGCAAUCACCUUGGUGACCGAGACUAUGAACACACUUCAGAUUCUAUCUCAAGCAAGAGGACCGUGGUAAUCAAGACAGUUGAGACUAGAGAUGGAGAGGUGGUGAAGGAGUCCAGGAGGGAGAAGGAUAGAGAGUCAGUCCGCACUGAUAAGGACGACGACGAAGAGUAGAAUAAAGCUGAUUCGAAAAUGUGAAGGCCAGAGUCACAGGAAGAAAAAUAACAAAUAAAUAAACAAACAUAAAAUCGGGGAAAAAACAGAAGAAAAAAAAAACCUCUGAUCUAUAUACUGUAGUCCUCAUUCCCACUAGUUAUGUGUUUAAUUGUCUAGCAGAGAGUCUCUGAGUAUUGAUGCAAUGUUGAAUGAAUCCCUUUAGACAGUGUCACUUUGGUGCUAUUUAAGCCACCCAAUUUUUGCUUAAUCUUGACAUGUCAUCUGUACGGCUAAGCAAAGCCACUAUGAUAACAUACCAUUUGAGGCCUUGAUUUACAGUGCAAUCCCAUGGAGUCCUUAGACGAUCACACACUCGUAGCGGAGUAUUAAACCACAGGUUGAAACAGAUAGUUUAAAUGGAGAAAUUUAGUAGUUUGUGUCUUAGAUAUGACUUACUAAAAACUGUCACACACUGCCCUUUGGUCAACAUUCCUUAAAAGACAGAUUGAGAAUAAAUUAAGCUAUUUGCAUUUGUUUUAGAAGCUGUGCUAUCAAUUUAUAGUGUAAACCAACAAAUCACAAACAUGUAACUCACAGGAAAUGUUGACACUGAAAAUAUGACCAACUAAAAUCACCAAAAAGACUUCUGCUGAUGUGCUUUGCAAUACUGUGUGUAUCUGGCAAGAUUGAUGAAUGAUAUGUAAAUGCAAAUAAAGUUAAU
Molecule: messenger RNA, 2234 nt
Organism: Plectropomus leopardus (leopard coralgrouper)
Lineage: Eukaryota; Metazoa; Chordata; Actinopteri; Perciformes; Serranidae
Gene: prph
Product: peripherin
Biological process (GO): intermediate filament organization
Cellular component (GO): plasma membrane; axon; type III intermediate filament
Molecular function (GO): structural constituent of cytoskeleton
Source: RefSeq, a predicted model, not a curated record